AUGGCGCGCAAGCGGCGGAGUGGCUUCGCCAGCCCGCAGGAGGCGCUCGAUCGGCUCGGCAGCAAGCUGCCUUUCAGCUCGUUGCACCCUGAUGCGCUCCGCGCGUACCUGCGGCACGGCCUGCGGCGAGCUGCUGCCGCGGACGGCGGCGGCAGCAGCAGCAGCGGGGGCGGCGAGCAGCUCUGGCAGCUGAAAUGCGCGCCGGAGACCGAGGCGGCCUGGUUUACGGCGGUCGGCGAGUGCAUCCCCAUCCGCACAGAGCGCGUGCGCUGCCCCGUCAUGGUGGCUGUGGGCGCCGUGGGCAGCAGCGGUGCCAGCAGCAGCGGCAGCGGCCAGCCGAGCCGCAGCAGCACAACCAGCAGCAGCACGGGCAGCGGCGGCAACGCGCAGCCCCAACCCAAGGGGGCCGACGGCAGCGGCGGCGGCGACGGCGGCAACAUCCACGGGCAGCUGCCGCUGCUCGGCGAGCGGCUGGCUGAGGCGCUGCCGGCUUCGCUCGUGCGCCGCUACCCCCGCCUGUCCCAUUUUGGGCCGCUGCAGGACCCGGAGGGGGUGGCAUCUGAUGCGCGGGAGUUUUUCCUGGGUGUGCUCCAGGCGCAGGCUGACGGCGGCAGCGGGAGCGCGCUGCGGGCGAGGGGCCGUGCUGGCGGCCGGGCGCCGCUGCCGGCGUCACGGCUAUGA
Molecule: messenger RNA, 681 nt
Organism: Monoraphidium neglectum
Lineage: Eukaryota; Viridiplantae; Chlorophyta; Chlorophyceae; Sphaeropleales; Selenastraceae
Exons: 1
Coding region: 1-681 (226 amino acids)
Source: RefSeq, a predicted model, not a curated record